Spirodela intermedia is the source of this 3693-nucleotide messenger RNA. Lineage: Eukaryota; Viridiplantae; Streptophyta; Magnoliopsida; Alismatales; Araceae. The record is from the annotation of a GenBank genome assembly.
AUGGCCGGAGCGAACAGUGUCAGUGCCGCCGCCACAGCGACGGUAGAUUGGCACCUGAGACCUCCGAACCCUAAGAACCCGAUCGUCUUUUUCGACGUCACCAUCGGGUCGAUACCGGCUGGGAGGAUCAAGAUGGAGCUGUUCGCAGACAUCAUCCCCAAGACCGCCGAGAAUUUCAGGUGCCAUUAUCUAUAUUGCCUGUGUUUCUGUGAAUGCUGCAUCUGCCUUGAUGCGGGGGCAUGGUUUCUCCUCUGUGUGGUCGGGAAAUGCGUGACAGCCCUUUCGCGCCUUCAGUGGAAUUUUUUUUGUUGAAGGGAGUUACAACACAGUGGGAGUUUGCGGUUGCGUAGUUGCUAUAGCUCUUCAUGGCUAUCAGUGAUGGAUGAUCCUGGGGUUGUUGGAAGAUAUAUAGAGUAUAGGAUCAUGAUUUGAUUUCUGGUAUUUCUUGUGAUGGUUUCUCGCAACCAACCUUUUGCCUCAUCUCAGUUCAAUGAAGCUUGGGUCCAUGUUUUUGUGGUGUUUCGAUGACACUACCGCAAGAUAAAGGAUACGGGGUUUUUCUCGGUUGCUUUGGCCAGGUUACGAUGUCUCAGUUGAUUUUCCUUCGCUAUGCCUUUUCCUUCCCUGGUGUCAUUAGAUAAACUGUACCCUAGAUGUGUUUUUCUUCAGAUGCUGAUUUGCUCGCAACACAAAUAACUUAUCAGUUAUAUCAGUCAACGGGGAUUCUUAUCAAUUUUGUUCAGUCUGUGGUUGGUUGGCUGUAGAGAACCAAAAAUAAAGAAAAAAAAACUGAAUUAUUAAUGUACGGAUGUGCAUUAAUAAAAUGUCAAAAACUUGCAAAGCUUUAGGUCUUUCAAAUAUCUCUGGGAUUCUUCUUCUCCAAAGGUUUUUAAUAAACCGAUUUUAUGUCUUAUUUUGAUUUUAAUAAACCUGUUUUUACGAAUACUAUCAUGAAAGUACUUUAUGAUAUUGAGAGUACUAUAUGACAUCAGUUUUGUUAUUUAUUGGGCAGGCAACUUUGCACUGGUGAAUACAGGUGAGUGAACUACUAAUCAUCAAUUUUAUUAUUUGAUUCAUUUUUCAGAAGAUUUGUGCAUUCUCUGGAUAAAUGCUCAAUUUUAUAUCUAUCAGUUGACUUGCUCUUCAGAGUUAUUCUUCCAACUGUACUCAAUUUUAUUCAGUGAUGCACGAAUCUUAUGUCAUUGAACUUAUCUUUCUGCACGUCUGUGGAAUGUAGUUGCGUAAAACUUUAGAUCUCUGUGGGAAUACCCGAUGCAUUCUGUUUGUAAACAACUUAGUGCAACUUCUGUAUUACGAUGACAAAUCGCUUGGUGAGAACAGUUUCUGUAUUAAGAUGGCUUGUCCCAUACUCGAUUCAUCAACCUACGCUCUCCGCGUUGUCUUCUCAAGGCUCUCCACUGGGUGGUUUGCCAUUAGUUAUACUUGAGUGGAUACCUACUUCUCAAGGCCCUAGUAUUUAUGGGGGGAACAUGCCUUCUGGGAGGUUGCUUGCAUAACCAAGAAGAUGACCUAGCAUCGUAAGUGGCAGGCAACUGGGGUAGCAACUAUCCAGGGCAAGUUAAAAUUUUUCUCAAUAUUUUUGUAAUUUUAUUUCCCUACCUUUUCAUUUAAAGCUUAGAUGAGUCCAACUAAUUAUAUAACAUCUGAUGCAGUGAGAUUGUUAUAACUAAGCGUUCAUAGUCAUUAAUAUUUUGUAGACAUCUGGGUAAAGUAAAAUACUAGGGCCAUGCUAAGACGUUCGGAACAAAUCUUCAUGAGCUACCUUGGUUUGUCUCUUAGAAUUUUUUGACUAGGCAUCUGAGAACCCGUCAAGUAUUUUAUUUUCUAGAAUUUUUUCACAGAAUAUGAGUAUAACCUGUUGGCCGAACCUCAUUCUGUAUACAAAUUCUACACCUCAUGGUAGAACACACGAGACCCAUUAAUUUACACCUGUACUCAUUGGGUGUCAAAUAGCAUAUCACAAACCUCACUUAUGCACCAAGCUCAUAUUCCUGGUACCCACGUGACAUUCUUUUCCUACAUACCAAAAAUGGCUAGCAUUCUUUGGCCAUCCUCAGCCUCGUGAUGGACUUCUUCUAUUCUCAAUCUAUAAUUCUUUUGACAGAAAAGCAGGGGUGCCAGUCGGCUUCAAAAAUUGCCACUUCCAUCGGGUGAUCAAGGAAUUUAUGAUUCAGGGUGGGGACUUCCUCAAGGUCUGUCUCACUAUCUACCCGUGAUUCUGAAAUGAUGUAGUUUCUCUCUCUUUACGUUCUUCAUUACCCUGAAUCAAGUUCUCGUCGUGCAAAUUCCAUCCGCUCUCAAACUAACUGCACCCCGAUUUGCAGGGAGAUGGCAGUGGAUGCGUGUGCAUUUAUGGAAGCAAGUUUGACGAUGAAAACUUCAUCGCCAAACAUACCGGCCCUGGAUUGCUAUCUAUGGUAUGCAGCUUCUCCUAACCUGGCCCCAUUUGGUAAGCCUGAAAUUGAACUUGAGCCCAGAUUGAACUGGAUCAGGGCCCAGUGGAAUUUAUCACAAUCCCAUCUUAUAUCAUGGCAUGAGUAUUGAUCUCUCUACCAUUUCCUCCGAACUAUGGACCGAAGCUUGUUGAUGUAAGCUCGAUCUUCAUGGCGGAUAGUUUGUGGUAGUAAACCAGAGCCCAGCCAAGAGUUUAGUUGAAUACGAAACAACACAGUAAGAAUGGCGGAGAGGCAAAGGGUACCUCAGCCUGCAUAAUCUCCCCUAGUCUUUCUUGGUUUGAAAUGAUUCCAUUGUAAAAUAUUGGAGAACCGCAGUGGAGAGAGUAACUCCCGUUGAGCACGUUCAGAUAAUGUUUUUAUUCUCAAAACCCCUCUCUAGUGUUCUCAAAACCCUUGCAUCAAAACAGGUAGGUUGGGAUCACCCAUGAAUUAUCUUUUUAUAGAAAAAUUCAGAACACUUGUUCUUCCAAAUUUUGAUCAGGAUUACUGAUCUUCAGUGCACGAUGGCAUGCCUCCUCUUCUUCCUCUUUCGCAUGUCAUCAUGACCGCUUCUCUCUGAACAUCAAAAACCAUCGAGAACUAGCUACAUUUGCAUUUAAAGUAAAAAAUAUUAGAAUUAUAUUCUCUUGAUGUAAUCGCUCGUAUCAACUUUUUUUUUUGCCUGAAUCUGUUGAUCUUCCUACUUUUUGCAGGCUAACAGUGGGCCGAAUACCAACGGAUGCCAGGUACAAUCGAUCAUCACUUGUUUUCUGCCAUGAAUUUAUUAGAUCGGAGAACAUGUCUGAGAUCAAGCGAAAACAUGCUGAGUAAUUAAUGUCUUAACCAGCAAGUCGUUCCCUUUUUCUUUUUUCUUUUUUUUUAAUUCCGCAGUUCUUCAUUACCUGCGCCAAAUGUGACUGGCUAGACAACAAGCACGUGGUCUUCGGGGUAAGCUCUAGCUCACAUCCAUGAACUAAUCUCUCCUAAUAUGCAGCCGGGAUUAUGACCGCCGGUAGCCAUUAAUCAAGCCUCUUAAGCUCAGCCUGGUCGAAGGAUCAUGAGCUUUUCUUUUUUAGAUCAAAUGAGCGUUUUUCCCCGUGAAAUUCACGUUCAUAAAUUCUUGCAGAGGGUGCUGGGAGAUGGGUUGCUGGUCGUCCGGAAGAUCGAGAACGUAGCCACCGGGCCGAACAAUCGGCCAAAGCUGGCCUGCGUCAUAGCCGAGUGCGGCGAAAUGUAG